Messenger RNA from Syngnathus acus (greater pipefish), 3073 nucleotides. It is a transcript of the gene thbs3a, whose product is annotated as thrombospondin 3a. Gene Ontology annotation, biological process: cell adhesion. The record is from RefSeq and is a predicted model, not a curated record. Bases 79 to 2919 code for a protein of 946 amino acids. Gene Ontology annotation, molecular function: calcium ion binding. The transcript has 23 exons. Gene Ontology annotation, cellular component: extracellular region. Lineage: Eukaryota; Metazoa; Chordata; Actinopteri; Syngnathiformes; Syngnathidae.
CCAUCACUUCCGGCGGCUGCGCGUUCUAGCAGUCGUGGUCUGUGCGCCCGCGGCUCGUCUUCAAGUGAGCUUGAGAGGAUGAAGAUGGAGAUGAUGACUUUUAUGCUUUCAAUCUCCUUGCUCAGAACGGCGGCACAAGUCCCGGAGCAGCAAGUGAUGGAUGUGCUGAGCGCUCAGGACUCCAAGUGGGCGGGUGAAUUUUGGGGCGGCGCCAGUGCGCCAGCCGAUGUCUACGUGGCGGCAGCCAUUCGCCUGCCGCCCAAGGUGGGCGGCGGCGUCCUCCUUGGUGUGUAUGGGAAGCACGACAACAAGAAGUACCUGGAGGUUGCCGUCAUGGCCAAGAUCAACAAAGUGUCGCUCCGCUUCUUGCGUCCGUCCGAUGGGAAGGUUCACACGGUGAACCUGGCGAAUGCCAACGUGUCAGAUGGGCACCGCCAUUCGCUGGUGGUGCGUCUGAGUGAGCUGCGACGCGCCAGCAUGAGGGCGGAGCUCUACGUAGACUGCCGAUUAGCCGACGCGGCGGAGGGUGCGCCUCACCUGCCUCCCCUCCCUCGGGAGCCGGAUGCCGUGGAGAUCCGACACGGACAGAAGGCGUACACGCGCAUGCAGGGCGCCGUGGAAAUCCUGCGCGUGGCGCUUGGGGGCAGUGUGGUUCAAGCCGGCGCCCUGGUGGACUGUCCUUUUCUAGGCGACUCCGUCCACAACCUAGCGAGCGGCGACCUGCACGCUAUCCUCGCUGAUCACGCCAAAGCGCUGAUUGGUCAGAUGCUCCUCUUCAAUCAGAUGCUGGGGGAACUCCGACAGGAUGUCAAGAAACAGGUAAAGGAGAUGUCUUUGCUGAGGAACGCCAUCCUGGAGUGUCAAGUUUGCGGUUUUCACGAGGCGCGUUCUCACUGCUGGCCCAACCCAUGCCACCGGGGUGUGGCCUGUGCCGAAAGCCCACACUUCCCUGGCUUCACCUGCGGACCGUGCCCGCCAGGCACCCUGGGAAAUGGGACGAGCUGUCGUGACGUGGAUGAGUGCGAGGCGCAGCCGUGCUUCCGACCGUCGGCCUGCAUCAACACGGAAGGCGGCUUCCGAUGCGGCCCGUGUCCUCCCGGCCUGCGGGGGCCGCCGCUCUCCGGGACCGGACUGCACUACGCCAAGACGCACAAGCAGGUGUGUGUAGACAUGGACGAGUGCGUGGAGCUUCCCGACGCUUGUGUGCAAAACUCGGUUUGCACCAACACAGAGGGCUCCUUCCGCUGUGGCGGCUGUAAAGCUGGAUACCUUGGCAACCAAACGAUAGGCUGCUUCCCCCGCAGUUCUUGCGCCUCCUUGACCUUCAAUCCUUGCGACGCCCAUGCCCGCUGCAACAUGGAGAGGAACGGCGUGCCGUCCUGCACGUGCAAUGUGGGUUGGGCGGGCAAUGGAAACACGUGCAGCGUGGACACCGACCUGGAUGGCUACCCCGACCGGUCACUGCCCUGCCUGGAUAAUAACAAACACUGCAGACAGGACAAUUGCGUGUCAACUCCAAACUCGGGUCAGGAGGACGCCGACAAUGACGGCAUCGGAGACCAAUGUGACGAUGACGCCGAUGGAGACGGGAUAAAAAAUGUGGAGGACAACUGUCGCUUGGUUCCCAACAAGGACCAGCAGAAUUCCGACAGCGACUCCUUCGGCGACGCGUGCGACAACUGUCCCAAUGUGUCUAACAGCGAGCAGACAGACACGGACGGAAAUGCCAGAGGGGACGCCUGCGACCUGGACAUCGACGGAGAUGGCAUUCCAAACGUGCUUGACAAUUGUCCCAAGGUUCCUAAUCCCAUGCAGACAGAUAGAGAUCAUGAUGGCAUCGGAGACGCCUGCGACAGUUGCCCUGAACUCAGCAACCCGACUCAGACGGACAUGGACAACGAUUUAGUGGGAGAUAUUUGUGACAACGACCACGACAUGGAUGGCGACGGCCACCAGGACAACCGGGACAACUGUCCCGACAUCGCCAAUGGUUCUCAGUUGGACUCCGACAACGACGGCCUCGGAGACGACUGCGACCAGGACGACGACAACGACGGCAUCCCGGAUCACAGGGACAACUGCAGACUCAUCGCAAACCCUCACCAGCAAGACUCGGACUUGAACGGCAUCGGCGACGUGUGCGAGCUGGACUUUGAUGACGACGCGGUCCGGGACGCCCUGGACGCCUGUCCUGAGAGCGCUGAGGUGACGCUGACCGACUUCCGAGCUUAUCAGACGGUGGUUUUGGACCCCGAAGGCGACGCCCAGAUCGACCCCAACUGGGUGGUCCUCAAUCAGGGGAUGGAGAUUGUGCAAACAAUGAACAGCGACCCGGGCCUGGCCAUCGGCUACACGUGGUUCAACGGGGUGGACUUUGAGGGAACAUUCCACGUGAACACGGUGACGGACGACGACUACGUCGGCUUCGUGUUCUCGUAUCAAGACUCGUCAAGUUUCUACGCCGUCAUGUGGAAGCAAACGCAGCAAAUCUACUGGCAGACGCAACCGUUUAGUGCCGUGGCGAGCCCCGCCUUGCACCUCAAGGCAAUGAAGUCGAGCACGGGUCCUGGCGAGUAUUUGAGGAACGCGCUGUGGCACACGGGCGACACAAGCGGUGAAGCCACGCUCCUGUGGAAAGAUCCCAGGAACGUGGGCUGGAAGGACAAAACGUCAUAUCGGUGGCAGCUCAGUCACCGCCCGCAGGCCGGAUACAUCAGGGUUCGUCUGUUCGAGGGCUCUGACAUGGUGGCUGACUCGGGCGUUGUGAUUGACAGCACUUUGAGGGGGGGCAGACUGGGGGUCCUCUGCUUCUCCCAGGAAAACAUCAUCUGGUCCAACCUGCGCUACCGCUGCAACGACACGCUUCCUGAAGACUUCCACAAGCACGGCCAACAAGUGGUGAUGCACGUGCAAGUAUGAGCGCAUAUGGGUGACGUAGCCAAAGGUGGGGGCGAAGCCAGAUGCAGAGACACACCUGAGCCAUCGGCUGUCAAUCAAAGGACACUCUUGAAGACAAAAAGUGGAGCGAAUGGUGUCAAAACUCCCUUCAAAGAAUAAAGCCACAGAUCAUGUU